Messenger RNA from Durusdinium trenchii, 1677 nucleotides. The record is from the annotation of a GenBank genome assembly. NCBI's taxonomy places the organism in Eukaryota, Dinophyceae, Suessiales, Symbiodiniaceae.
GGAGGUCCGAGGGUUCUUCCCAGCUGGUCCGAUGUGCAACGCUCGUGCAUCUGGGCGCACAUGAAUGGACACGUGAAGAAGUCUUGAGGAUGAGACGAUGGCGCGAUCAGGUGUCUCCUGUGGGGGCAUCCCGACCCGAGGGCGAGGCGUCCAGGCGCCCGCGGAGAGGCGGACGCCCAAGGGCAGCUUCGGCUUCUUGAAGCAAUCGGUGGCCGGCCUGGUCGGACGCUCCGAGGAUCCAAGCUCGCCACACAAGAGGCAUUGGUUCGGGCUGGGGGCCAGACAAAGAUCACCUCCAUGCGAGCCUGAAGAGCGAGCUGCAGGCACGAGUCCGGUGCCGGACUUGGAAGGCGGCGACGGACCAGGGCCUUUGGCCAUGGUGCACGCGUCGGGCACCACCGCGGAGGAAUUCGCGGUGGCCAGCCAGCUGCUCGAAGGCCUCUACGGGAAACGCCUUGAGGCUAAGAAGGCACUGGACAUCUUGGGCACUGUCCCGGAGAUCAGCUGGCUCGUGGAGUGCUACUGCAUGACUCCAGCCCAGCCCGGCUGGCGGAAGAGCAAAACGGCUCCGGGCGACGUGCCCCUCUACGCGGACGAAGCGACCGGGAAGGUCUACGAAGCCAUGCCGUGCAUCAGGCACUACAUGCGCAUGGCGGAGCUGGCCUUGACCGCGCGGAAUUUGCCAGAGAAAGCCGAUGCGGCGGCGGCACAGCUCCAACAUUAUGUACAGUCCUUGCAGGCAGAAGUCCGCACAACUGAGGCGGCGUGGACGGGUCCACACGAAGAUUCCGAGAGCCAAGGGCACUACUAUCACAACCCGCACACUGGCAUCUCCACGUGGGAGAACCCCACGUACUGCACCUCGUUCAUCCUAUCAGUGGCUGAGCAGCUGCAGGACUCUGAUGCCUUUCCACAAAGUGAUGGGCGGAGACCGGCUUCCAACCGCGCGUCAAAGGACGCACCGUUGGCACCGAAGAUGCCCCUGCGUUCGUUGGAAGAUCCCUGGACCUCGCUGGAGAAGCUCGAGGCCAUGAAUCCUCCCAAGAAGAGCAAGCCACAGGACGUGGAUGUGGAAUCCUUCCUCGAGAACUUGUCACAAGCCCAGGCUCCUCAGGCGGACCCGAGCUCCCCGAGCGGGCACUCACCGGUCCAGCUGGUGGCCACCUCCCCGUCCGCCGUACGAGUGAGGGAUGUCCGGAGCUGGCAACCCGUCCCCAGGUUUGAGGCCAACCAAGUGGCGCUGGAAGAGGUGCACUCGCCCAAGAAGGAGGCCGCGGCACCGGAGCUACACUCUCCGACGAGAAGAGUGCCCUUCAGGUCCGAAGGGAAGGCGGGGUCACAGGGCAAGGUGGACGAUGUGCGAGAGUGGCAGCCAUCACCUACCAGGUGGGACUCGAGCAGCCUCACCAGGGAGGGCGAAGGCGGCAACAGCCCCUAUCGGGAUGGCCGCCUGAGACAGUCGGCCGAGGCGGCGGGCGAGGAGGCCUGCGGAGGCCCCACGGUGUCCUUUGCACCGCUGCCGCCGGAGCUUGAAGCUGAUUCGCAGUCGGCAGCGGUGGAGCCAGCGCCAAUGCCUCCGCCAUGAGGUCAUGGUUUCCUUGCCGGCCGCUCAACCCCUGACCGGCUCCUGAAAAUGAAAAAAAGACCCGGAAGGCGUCUCUCCUCACAUGGUGCGAU